Molecule: messenger RNA, 891 nt
Organism: Mucor velutinosus
Lineage: Eukaryota; Fungi; Mucoromycota; Mucoromycetes; Mucorales; Mucoraceae
Exons: 5
Coding region: 1-891 (296 amino acids)
Biological process (GO): D-glucosamine catabolic process; carbohydrate metabolic process; N-acetylneuraminate catabolic process
Cellular component (GO): cytoplasm
Molecular function (GO): glucosamine-6-phosphate deaminase activity; identical protein binding
Source: RefSeq, a predicted model, not a curated record
AUGAGACUGAUAAUUCGUGAAGAUUACGACGAAGUAUCUGAAUUUGUAGCCAACUACAUCAAGGAACGUAUCCGUCAAUUUGAACCGAAUGCAGACAGACCCUUUGUACUGGGUUUGCCUACAGGAUCUUCUCCAGUUGGCGUCUACAAGCGAUUAGUCGAGUUGUAUAAAUCCGGCCAAGUCACCUUUGAGCAUGUCGUUACUUUUAAUAUGGAUGAAUACGUUGGGUUGCCUCGAGAUCAUCCAGAAUCAUACCAUUCAUUCAUGUGGAAAAACUUGUUUAUGCAUGUCGAUAUCCGCCCAGAAAAUGUUCAUAUUUUGGAUGGAAAUGCACCUGAUUUAGAUGAAGAGUGCAAGAAAUUUGAAGCUGAAAUCACUCGUGUGGGAGGCAUUGAGUUGUUCCUAGGUGGUAUUGGCCCAGAUGGCCAUAUUGCCUUUAACGAGCCUGGAUCCUCCUUGACAUCUCGCACACGUGUAAAGACAUUGGCCUACGAGACCAUCAUUGCUAAUGCUAGGUUCUUUGACGGCGACAUUGCCAAGGUCCCCAAGCUUGCAUUGACAGUUGGUGUAGCUACUGUGAUGGAUGCCCGUGAGGUAGUAAUUCUUAUUACCGGUGCACACAAGGCAAUCGCACUUGCUAAAUGUAUCGAGGAAGGCGUGAACCACAUGUGGACAGUAUCCGCCAUUCAAAUGCACCCCAAAGGUUUGAUUGUCUGUGACGAAGAUGCUACAUUGGAGCUCCAUGUCAAGACUGUAAAAUACUUUAAAUCAAUUGAACAUGUCCACCAUUCAUUGAUCGGUUCCGAAAACUUGUCCCUCCAAGGUGGCGUCAAGCAACUCAAGAACGUCCUGACUGCUGCUGAUUCCAGACCCUCCACUCCAAUGGAGUAA